Molecule: messenger RNA, 639 nt
Organism: Heteronotia binoei (common prickly gecko)
Lineage: Eukaryota; Metazoa; Chordata; Lepidosauria; Squamata; Gekkonidae
Product: sodium/potassium/calcium exchanger 3-like
Exons: 6
Coding region: 1-639 (212 amino acids)
Biological process (GO): calcium ion transmembrane transport; intracellular calcium ion homeostasis
Cellular component (GO): membrane
Molecular function (GO): calcium, potassium:sodium antiporter activity; calcium channel activity
Source: RefSeq, a predicted model, not a curated record
AUGGCUGGAAGCAAAAAGGUGCACAAACAACUUGGAAAGCCUGGCCAGGCCAGUGGCUUACUUGAACGCCACAGAAUUGCAACCACCUCUGAGGAGGAGGAGCACGGAAAAGUAAGUUCUAGAUUGCGAAGCAAAGAAGAUGAAUACCCACAGAGGUAUUCUCUCUCUGAUCCCCGAAGUGGAUUUUCUUUGCACUGGCUUCCUACAGUUUUCCCAUUUGAUGUCAAAGGAAGUUUUAGAUGUGAGACAGAGACGGGUUACAGUGUUCUGAACUCUGCUUUGGAAAUUAAUGACAAGUGGCUUGGACGGCGGCUGCUUCAGGAAGGCGAAGAAAAUGUCACGGAUAAUCCUGAGGAGACCGAAUUUCUCUAUCUCAAGAACUGCACUGAGCCAGCUCUCAAUGAAUUCCCAAGCGACAUCUUCACAAAUGAGGAUCGACGGCACGGAGCAGUAUUCUUGCACGCUUUCUGUGCUGUCUACAUGUUCUAUGCUUUGGCGAUCGUUUGUGAUGAUUUCUUUGUCCCUUCAUUGGAAAAGAUUUGUGAACGUUUGCAUCUCAGUGAAGAUGUUGCGGGAGCAACAUUCAUGGCGGCUGGCAGCUCUGCUCCAGAACUCUUUACCUCUGUUAUAGGUAAUUAA